AUGGCUGUAAGAUCUGAACGUGAAAAAUCUAAAAUGCAAGAAAAAUAUCAAGCAAUACUUGCACAAAUGCUCAAAGAAGAAGAUAAUAAAUAUUGUGUUGAUUGUGAUACAAAAAGUCCACGAUGGGCUAGUUGGAAUAUAGGUGUAUUUAUAUGUAUUCGUUGUGCUGGUUUUCAUCGUAAUUUAGGUGUGCAUAUAUCACGAGUGAAAUCAGUGAAUUUAGACUCGUGGACAGCCGAACAGAUUGCUUCAAUGCAAGCUAUGGGUAAUAGUCGUGCGCGAGCUGUAUAUGAAGCAAAUUUGCCUGACGGAUUUCGACGGCCGCAAGGUGAUUCAACGUUAGAAUCAUUUAUUCGAGCUAAAUAUGAACAACGUAAAUGGAUUGCGAAAGAGUGGAUUCCUCCUGCAAUCACGGUGCCUAUUGAUCUCAUCGAAUCAGAAACAAAUCAACGACGAACUGAAACUAAGUCUGACAUCGAAAGAGUAGAAAAAAAUGUUGCGAAAUUAAAGCCAUUUGCAGUACCCGUAUCGAUUAGUAAGCCAGUACAACAAAUUACAAAAACAGUAUCACCUCCUGUGAUAAUACCUCCUGUAGAAAAUGAUACUCAAGAUCUACUAAAUUUAGAUGAACCAACAUUUCCUUCAUCGAAUAAUGAAAUCCAUUCAACAACUCUUCCUUCAACUGACAUUCUUGAUCCACUAAGCGAGUUAUUUACAACAGCAGCGACAAUCUCAUCGCAGAAUCAUACAGAAAAUAAUACUCAAACCAAUCAUAGUGCACUUAUGACUAAUGAAAACAUUAUGGCUUUAUUUAAUAAACCUCAACCAUCGGCAGCACCAGGCACAGGAAUGCAUAUUCGACCAGCACAAAUUCCACUAUCGAAUCUUGCAUUUCCGGGUUUUCCUUAUUCUUCAGCACAACAUUCUCAAUUAGUCCCUCCACAAAAAUCCAUGUCGUUUACUAAUAAUCUUUAUCAACAAGCAACAAAUGUCGGAUUUCAAGCUCAAUCAGGUCAUCCACAUCAAGUACGUCCAGGGAUAAAUUAUAAUAAUCUAAACGGUAUGUAUUCAUCAAAUCUUGCAAGUCCAACAUCAACACUUACACAUAGCCAAGCAAAUAGUCAAUUUCUUCAAUUUGCAAGUACAAGAAGUAGUAGCUCAACAGCAGCAUUAAUAUCUCAGAUGCCAACACGUUCUGUGACAGAAUACAUACCAGCAUCGUCUGAUACUCGUUGGCAAUAA
This is a messenger RNA of Rotaria socialis, 1242 nucleotides long. The record is from the annotation of a GenBank genome assembly. NCBI's taxonomy places the organism in Eukaryota, Metazoa, Rotifera, Eurotatoria, Philodinida, Philodinidae.